Selaginella moellendorffii is the source of this 960-nucleotide messenger RNA. Its product is annotated as 5'-3' exoribonuclease 2. The transcript has a single exon. The coding region runs from base 1 to 960 and encodes 319 amino acids. Gene Ontology annotation, biological process: nuclear-transcribed mRNA catabolic process. Gene Ontology annotation, molecular function: RNA binding; 5'-3' RNA exonuclease activity. The record is from RefSeq and is a predicted model, not a curated record. Lineage: Eukaryota; Viridiplantae; Streptophyta; Lycopodiopsida; Selaginellales; Selaginellaceae. Gene Ontology annotation, cellular component: nucleus.
AUGCUUGUGAGGGUUUAUCACUUUCCAUCCUCUCCAAGAGCGAUCAAGCAAGACCAAUCGAUCAUGGGAGUUCCUGGGUUUUUCGCUUGGCUCGUAUCCAAGCAUCCUCGGUGUGUGAGGGACGCGAUUGAUGGUGCCAAGAACAAUAUUCUUCGCUACGACACCUUCGCCACUUUUUACCAAGAGUUCCUCGACUCGCUCCGCAAGCUCGUCGCCAUGGUGGCUCCGACCAAGCUCGUCUUCCUAGCCCUGGAUGGAAGGCCUCCCACCCCCAAGCUCUUCAGCAAGCUCUUCAAGAAGCCGUGUCGCUACAAUCGCGAUGCUUCUCUCUCCUCCUUGUCCUCCUCGGAGGAUGAGCUCGAUUCCACCAAAGGUCAGACAGGUGAUCUCAUCCCACGCAAUCGCAAGGCCAAGAUGGCGAUGGUCCGCCAUGGAACGCCUUUCAUGAACAGGCUGGAGAGUGAACUGCGACGAUUUGUGGCAAGCAUGAUGCUGUCAAGUUCAGAUGAUCAUCGCCGGAGGAGAUCAAUGACUAGCUCGAGGCUCCAGUGGAUCGUUUCCACGUCCGAGGAGGACGGGGAGGGCGAGCUCAAGAUCUUCAACCACAUACGGGCUCUGCCGUUCAACGCCCACGACUUCCACUGCGUGGUUGGACGCGACGCCGACUUGAUCAUGCUGGCUCUCGCUAGCCCACUCUCCAGGAAGAUCAACAUCGUCCGCCAGACGCCGAAGGACGGAGUGAUGAUUUACAAACUCAUCAGCAUCGAGACGCUCGUGCGUGAUUUCGAGGUGCAGAUGGAAGAGCCGUGCUCCGUGCGGCUGCGGUCCACCAUGAGGGAUCUCGUGUUCCUGUGCUUCCUUCUGGGGAACGAUUUCUUGCCUGGCCUGGAGGCGCUCACAAUCCGAAACAAUGGCAUCGACAAGCUCCAGCAAACGUACAUGGAGGUUUCAGUGAGGUAG